Molecule: messenger RNA, 2190 nt
Organism: Prunus dulcis (almond)
Lineage: Eukaryota; Viridiplantae; Streptophyta; Magnoliopsida; Rosales; Rosaceae
Product: L-type lectin-domain containing receptor kinase IV.1-like
Exons: 1
Coding region: 29-2044 (671 amino acids)
Biological process (GO): protein phosphorylation
Cellular component (GO): plasma membrane
Molecular function (GO): carbohydrate binding; ATP binding; protein kinase activity
Source: RefSeq, a predicted model, not a curated record
CUUUGGUAGAGAAUUGAAAUUAAUAGCCAUGUUUUUCAAGCUUGUUAUAGUCAUACUAGUAAGCCUAGCAGCAGCUGAAGAUCUCAAUUUCACCUAUAGUGGUUUCCUGUCUGCUAAUCUUAGCCUAGAUGGCGUAGCCCAAGUCACAUCCAAUGGCCUUCUGAAGCUUACAAAUGACACUGGAAAUGACACUGCACUCGGCCAUGCCUUCUACCCCAACCCAGUAACCUUCAAGAACUCAUCCAAUGCUACCGCUUUCUCCUUCUCUACCACUUUUGUGUUCGCUAUCAGAUCCGGAUUCGGACCGCGUUUCGGUGGCCAUGGAAUUGCCUUUGUCAUUGCUCCGACAAGAGGGCUCCCGGGAGGUUUUCAAAACCAGUUCCUGGGCGUUUUCAAUGAAACCAAUAACGGCAACGCCAGCAACCAUAUUUUUGCUGUAGAGCUUGACCCCGUACAGAACCCCGAGUUUGGCGACAUCAACAACAACCAUGUUGGGAUUGAUAUCAAUGGUUUGCGCUCAGUGAAGUCAACUCCAGCGGGAUAUCAUGCUCUAAACAAUGGCGGUUUCCGAAACUUGACCCUCAUCAGUGGUCAACCAAUGCAAGUUUGGGUGGAGUAUGAUGGUAUCCAGAAGCAACUCAAUGUCACUUUGGGUCCAAUCAAUGUUGAUAAACCCCAUAUUCCACUCUUGUCUUUGAAGUAUGACCUUUCCACGGUCCUUAAUACGACCAUGUAUGUUGGCUUCUCCUCUACUGCUGGCGCAGUCUUCACAUCUCAUUAUGUUCUAGGAUGGAGCCUUGAGAUGAAUGGCCAGGCUCCAAAACUUGUUCUCUCACAACUUCCUAAGCUGCCCCGGAUAGGACGUAAAAAAAUAUCUAAUUUUUUGACUGUUGGUGUGCCUGUGAUGUCUGUGAGUUUGGUUUUGCUAGUGGUUUCAGGUUUAAUUUAUUUCAUAAGAAGGAAGAGGAAGUUUGCAGAAUUAGUUGAAGAUUGGGAGCUUGAGUAUGGGCCUCAAAGGUUUAAAUACAAAGACUUAUAUAUUGCCACAAAUGGAUUUAAGGAGAAGGAGCUUUUGGGGACUGGGGGUUUUGGUAAAGUCUAUAGAGGCAUAUUACCCUCCUCAAAAUUUGAGAUUGCUGUGAAGAGAGUCUCACACGAAUCGCGACAGGGGAUGAAGGAAUUUGUUGCAGAAAUUGUGAGUAUUGGCAGGCUUCGCCAUCGAAAUUUAGUCCCACUCUUGGGCUAUUGCAGAAGAAAAGGGGAGCUGCUCUUGGUCUAUGACUACAUGCCUAAUGGAAGCUUGGACAAGUACCUCUAUGACCGCCCUACGGUCACUCUCAAUUGGAGCCAGAGGUUUAGAGUGAUCAGAGGUGUGGCUUCAGGGUUGUUCUAUCUUCAUGAAGAAUGGGAACAAGUUGUGAUUCACAGAGAUGUGAAGGCCAGCAAUGUGUUACUCGAUGGUGAAUUGAAUGCAAGGCUAGGAGAUUUUGGCCUUGCAAGAUUAUAUGACCAUGGAACAGACCCUCAAACUACUCAUAUAGUUGGUACACUUGGGUAUCUAGCUCCAGAGCAUAUAAGAUCGGGCCGGGCCACAACGAGCACCGAUGUGUUUGCUUUUGGGGCAUUUUUGCUCGAAGUAGCUAGUGGAAGAAGGCCAAUAGAGGCACAAGGUCCGGACCAGGAUUUGAUUUUGGUUGAUUGGGUGUUUUCUUUUUGGAACAGAGGUGCCAUUCUUGAGGCAAGAGAUCAAAACUUGAGUUCUGAAUUUGUAGCCGAGGAGGUGGAGUUGGUGUUGAAGCUUGGGCUGUUGUGCUCUCAUUCAGAGCCUACAGCCAGGCCAAGCAUGCGCCAGAUUGUGCAGUAUUUGGAAGGUGACAUUGCUUUUCCUUUGCUCUCUCUUCUUGGGCUCUCUUCAAAUGGCUCGACUUUUGCUCACCAUGAAGGUUUUGAUGAUUUUGCAAUGUCAUAUUCGUCUUCUCUGGGCAAGGGGUUUUCACAUUCAUCAUAUGCUGCAGAGUCCACAUUCCUCUCGGGUGGUCGCUGAUUUGACGCAAUUAUGAUUGUCUAGCACACUAGAAUGUUGACUGUACUUAUUAGUUUGGUAAGUUGUUAUAUAAAAAUCAGUACUGUAACAAUCUGUAUGUAAGUUGGGUGAGAAUAAAAUUCUGCAAAAAGUACUAAUUCCAUACA